Molecule: messenger RNA, 3193 nt
Organism: Macrosteles quadrilineatus (aster leafhopper)
Lineage: Eukaryota; Metazoa; Arthropoda; Insecta; Hemiptera; Cicadellidae
Gene: L2HGDH
Product: L-2-hydroxyglutarate dehydrogenase, mitochondrial
Exons: 7
Coding region: 186-1553 (455 amino acids)
Molecular function (GO): (S)-2-hydroxy-acid oxidase activity; (S)-2-hydroxyglutarate dehydrogenase activity
Source: RefSeq, a predicted model, not a curated record
ACCAAACAUUUCCUCAAACUUCAAGCUUCCUCAGUCUCUCAACUUUGUGUAAUCUAAGAUGAUUGAGUAUGAAUCACAUGAUUUAAUCCAAGACUUCGUGAUUUUAUUGUGGUGAUAAGCGUGUUUAGUGGUGUUUGUACUCUAUGUUGUUUUAAUUUUAUAAAGUUUAUUCUUGUCUUGAACUGAUGUCGUCUGCACUAAGGAAGGUGUCAAAACUUUACUUGAAGAGUGAAGGAUUUCUAAAUAAAUCUGUUAGUACACUUGGAAUAUCCUCGAGAAAACUAUCAAAUUCAAAUAGCAACGAAGAAUGCUACGACGUUGUUGUGGUGGGUGGAGGGAUAGUUGGAAUGGCUUCAGCGAGAGAGUUGAAACUUCGGCACCCGAACUUGACGAUAGCCGUUCUAGAGAAGGAACCUAGACUAGCUGCGCACCAAACAGGAAACAACAGUGGUGUCAUUCAUGCAGGAAUAUAUUACAAGCCAGGUUCUCUCAGAGCCAAACUAUGUGUUGAAGGGUUAAAGCUAACCUACAAAUUUUGCGAUGCAAACAACAUUCCCUACAAGAAGGUCGGCAAGUUGAUUGUAGCAACUAAUCAGCUGGAGGUGGAGAGGUUGAUGGAUUUAUACGAUAGAGGAACGCAGAAUGAAGUACCUGACAUUCGGGUGAUAGAUGGGGAUGAGAUCAAGGAUUAUGAACCUUUCUGUAAAGGGGUCAAAGCAAUACAUUCUCCCCACACUGGCAUCGUAGAUUGGGCUGAAGUCGCCAGGUUUUAUGGAAAGGAAUUCACUGAAAAAGGAGGCAAGAUCUACCUUGAUUUCAAAGUCAGUGGGUUUAAUACAGCUGCAGAAGGUAGUGGCGUUGACAAAGAUGUGUCAAGAUAUCCUGUUAGAAUUACAAGCAAUGAUAAGAGUGUGAGGGCAUCGUACGUACUGACCUGUGGAGGUCUCUAUUCUGACAUCUUGGCGUCGAUGUCCGGAGCUGACCCAGAACCCCGCAUCGUCCCUUUCAGAGGCGAGUAUCUUCUACUAAACCCAGAAAAACAGCACAUGGUUAAAGGAAACAUUUAUCCAGUCCCAGACCCAAGGUUCCCUUUCCUAGGAGUUCAUUUUACGCCCAGAAUGGACGGAUCUAUUUGGCUAGGCCCAAAUGCUCUCCUUGCAUUUAAAAGAGAAGGAUACAGGUGGGGUGAUAUUGAUGUUAAAGAGCUGUGGAUGGCUCUUAAACACCCAGGGCUGCGUAAACUGGCUGUCAAAUACAUUGGCUUUGGCAGUUCAGAAAUCAUCAAAUCUAUUUUCAUCGGGCUCCAGGCAAAGUCACUGCAGAAGUUCAUUCCUGAGAUUACAUCUGCAGAUAUCAUGAGGGGCCCAGCCGGAGUACGAGCGCAAGCAGUCGGCUCAGAUGGCUCGCUGAUCGAAGACUUUGUGUUCAGUGUGAGUGGCCGUAUUUUGCACGUGCGCAACGCCCCUAGCCCUGGUGCGACCAGCUCUCUGGCCAUAGCCAAGAUGGUAGCCGACCGUCUGCAGCAGGAGUUUAACAUGGGAGCCAGGACAUAAUACACGUCUACAGUGUACAGUUGUAGUUUGACAAGCUAGUUGUCACUUGUUACCACAAAUUCUAGCAAGAUGUGUCCUUGAAUAAAUUAAUAGGCUAAUAAUGUUUAUUCCACACAGAAGUUUGAAGUGUUGCAACUGUUCAAAGGUAACACUGCAGGAAUUUAAAUACAGUAGAACGUCGAUUAUCCGAAGCCCGGUCAUCCGAAACGUCGGUUAACCGAAAGGAAGAAAGAAGCAAAAAUCAAUAAAAUCGCGCGCCAAUCACGACUGGCCGUAGCGCUACGCCACCGCAACCCGCACGGCUGCUAAGUGGUGAAAGUCUAAAUAUAGCUCAAAGGUCUGCCCCUCCCCCUUCCCCCCAAACCCCUACUUCAUUCAGUGUUACACCCGCUCACUUCGAGGUCAUUGCACAACCCCUCCCUCCCUUCUAUUGUUUUUCAUUGCCAGUCACUAGUCAGUCGCCGGCGACUGCUUUGAGUUGACCUAUUCUGUUGUAGCAGCUAAAAAAAUAGGUUAGGACAACUACCUCUUGCUUAUUUCUACAAUGUAAAAAUAUUAAUAUUUGUAUUACUGUAGAAUCUACAGUAGUAAAUAUAUCCAGUAUUUCACGUAAACACAAGUUACAUUUUAACAAAUAUUGAUUUUUUACUAAUUUAAACCAAAAUCGACUCGAAACUGCCGAGUUAAAAAAUAAGCUCGAGUUUCAAGGCCGUACUCGACUCGAAUUUGAAAUCUCAAUUACUCGCACAUCUCUAUAAUUAAUCAAAUUUAUAUUAUUGUACAGUAUCCACGGACGCGAAAUCGGCAAAUCGCCGCCGGCCGCUAUCCCUUCACGUAAUUUCCCGUUCCCCGUAUUUUUCCCGUCAAUGACCAAUUAUCCGAAAAAUCAGUUAUCUGAACAACCCCAAUCCCCAAUUAAUUCGGAUAAUCGACGUUCUACUGUACAUUUAAAAAAAUGUAAUCUUUUAAAUUUUAUUACGUUAGGGCAUUGGCAGACGAGAGCUGGCUGUGCAGGUUGCUUUAAAAAAAAUUUAUUUUAAUUUUAAGACAAAUCUCCAAUUUAGUUUGCAAAAAGAUUUCAAAGGACAGAGUUGAGGAAAAAAACCAAAUAUAUUGAACAAACUACAUAAUAUUAAAAGAAGAGAUCAAAUAUUGUGUGUAUUUACGGUUUUCAGUGAUUGAGUUAGGUUAAGGUACCUAACCUUUAUUUAAUAACAAAUAGGCCUACAUCAAAGUUCAAAUUGAAUAUGUAAAUCAAACCGUCAAAUUUUUUUUCUCCUACAAAUAGUUUUUGCUAUACAAUAGAGUCAUGGCUACACACAAGAAAAGAAAGUGUUCAUUACAGUACAAGAUUUUCAACAUGGUAAACUUCAAAAUAGAUAGGCCUAAUAAUUAUUUUAUUUUAUUAGAUAAAGUGUAAAUGGAAGUAGGCCAUAUGGAUUACUAUGGAAAGAACUAGACACAUAUCUUAGUCUUAAUUGCUUUCUCAUUAUAAGUGGUUUAUACAAACUUAGAAUGGUCUAAAUAUAGUUUUCAUUAUUAUAUUUGAGUUACCCUUCAUUGCAAAAUAUUAUUUUCUUAAACAAUUCUCAAAAAGGUUUCCAAUACUAAGGGUAUAUUAUAUUAAGUGGUUGUAAAGA